CGACAGGAAGAGGAAUGAGAAACCUAAUCCAGUUUAAACCUUGAAAGCACUCACUGGUCUGUGUCGCCCAGAGGCACCUUUCAGUCCUUUCAUCAGUCUUGUGGAUUUAGCAGAAGCUGGUUUGUGAGAGCGGCUGGUGCUUGCCUUGCCUUGCCUUGCCUUGCCUUGCCUUGCCUUGCCUUGCUGUCCAGAGCUGAGUGUCUGGGAGAUCAGACCAGCAGAUGCUCUCCUCGGCCACCAUGGGCUGGAAGGUCCAGAUCGUGCUCUGCAUCGCGUUCCUCUCCGGCGUCUCAGCAUCAAAUUCGGAUGACAACUCGAUCUUUAAUGGUACAAUCAGGAGUUUUGCUGGAACCAAAUGUGGAUCUUCUGCUUGUAACAAUUCUCAGCACAGAAGGCAAAAUUCCGGCUCAGAAUACAGACUUAACGAAAGUCUGUAUAUAAAGUCUGUAAAGUUUGAAGAUGCCGAGAAGGCAAUUCAUGUGAACAUUUCGAAGAUAGCAGGACAAUACCUAACCGGACCGUGGAUGACCAUAUUUAUUCCUUCUGUUUAUACAGCUGUUAUUGCAAUGAGUUUGCCUCUCAACUGCUUAGCAAUCUUACUGUUCCUGUUUAAACUGAAAUUGAAAACGCCGUCCAUAAUCUUCAUGGUGAAUUUGGCUAUUGCAGAUUUACUAUUUGUGCUGUUGCUUCCCCUAAAAAUCUCCUACCAUUUCUCUGGCAAUGACUGGGGAUUUGGUUCUUUCACGUGCCGAAUGGUUACUGGUGGAUUUUAUGCUUACAUGUACUGCUCUGUGCUGCUGAUGAUGUGCAUAAGUGUUGAUCGAUUUUUUGCUGUGGUUUAUCCAAUACGCUCAGUCUCAUGGCGUAGCCCUAAACGUGCUAGUGUACUUUGCAUUGUCAUGUGGGUUCUGGCUAUCACUGGUGCGUUACCCCUUUUCCUUUCUGAACAAAUGGUGUAUAUCAGCAAACUGAACAUUACAACCUGCCAUGAUGUGCUACCUCUCUCUACGCUACAAAACCACUCACUGUACUACUUUCCCAUCUUGUGUACGCUGUUCUUUGUACUUCCCCUCAUUGUGACCUCAAUCUGCUACAUAUCCAUUAUCCUUACUCUUUCCUCUUCAAGUCUGUCGACCAAAUGCAAAAAAACUCGUGCCAUCAGUUUGGCUGUGCUUGUGCUUUUUGUGUUUAUUGUCUGUUUUGCACCAACUAAUAUUCUUCUACUUAUACACUACUUGCAUUUUUAUCACAGUGCAAGUGACUCGAUCUAUUUUGCUUAUCUCCUGUGCCUGUGCAUCGGGAGUGUGAGCUCUUGCAUUGACCCUCUGAUUUAUUAUUACGCCUCAUCUUUGUGCCAAAAGCAUUUGCAGAAUCUGCAGUGCUGUGGGCAAGCAACUGAAUCUGGGAGUAGUCGGAUGGAAUGUUUGAAUGAUAAAUUGGGAACCACAUCUCCCAUUGGUGACAUCCACAAACAAUUAUUAACGUGAACCCCUCACAUGGUGUUACACAUAUAGUAUUUAUUAGUUAAAGUUACUUUACAUAGCAAUUUUGCUUUAUUCUAUAUUGCAAUCCUUGCUCCUUGAGUAGGUAUGUGUAUGAAUCCAGUGUAGAUGUUGUCAGAGACUGAAACUUGGUCAAAAUGAUGUUGUUCUUGUGGGGGCACUUCUCAGGCUUUCACCCAUUUCAGUUUGGUUCUGGAUAAAGCACAUUCCGGAUCAUUGUUCAGCGUUAAUGCUUUCAUAAGCACUUGAACAUUUCGAUCCCAUGCAUGGCAUAACAACUAGCUUCUUGCAGACAUAACAUGAUGGCAUAUUUGUCAAGUCAUAGAAGAAACUGCUCCUCAGGCUCUUAGUUUUUGUUUAGAUUAAAUUAUGUAGAACAUUAAGCCACAGAAACAGGACACUGCCCCAACUAGUUUGGGUUAUUGUGUAAUCGACUUGAGUCUCCUUUACCAUUCCUAAUCCUGUCUCCCACACCUCUUUAUUCUAUUAAAUAUCAAAAUUCAACUUAGUACAUAUACGAAUUAAGUCAGCAAUAAUGCAUUCACUGAAAAUGCAGAACUUUUCUGCCUUUAUUUGCCAGAAGGAUUGCAAAUGAUCGAACAAAUUUAUAUAUUGUACUUUUAUAAUCAACAAAAAUUCCAUGGGGAAGGAAUCUCCUCACUGUGAUUUGGAAUGGAUUUCAUUAGUGAAUGCACUUACCUAUUGGAAAGUUUUGUAUAAGACAACCUUUUGAGCACCUCAUUCAAAGAAACAUGGAAAACCAGAAUGGACAAACAUUUCAGAUGGGCAGUAUUUGGAGUCUUGUAGCUCAUUGGUUAGAGCACUCGCUUUGCAAGUGA
This is a messenger RNA of Callorhinchus milii (elephant shark), 2341 nucleotides long. RefSeq names its product proteinase-activated receptor 1-like. The transcript is spliced from 2 exons. Bases 222 to 1487 code for a protein of 421 amino acids. Gene Ontology annotation, cellular component: membrane. Lineage: Eukaryota; Metazoa; Chordata; Chondrichthyes; Chimaeriformes; Callorhinchidae. Gene Ontology annotation, molecular function: thrombin-activated receptor activity. Gene Ontology annotation, biological process: positive regulation of blood coagulation; phospholipase C-activating G protein-coupled receptor signaling pathway; blood coagulation. The record is from RefSeq and is a predicted model, not a curated record.